UCUUCCAUGCUCCACUCUCUCGUUCGUGUAACUCGGACAGUGAGCCAAGCGUCUUCCGUCAGUCUUGCCCACCCAAGCAGAAAACUCCUGCAGUCACGUGUCCUUCCAGUAGCACCAUCCAGUGAGAGCUGCAGCCUUACCCCAGGAAGAAGCCAGGGACGUCCAGGGACAGGGAUGGGAACAGGUUGUUGCCUUCUUGGCGAUGAUGGUGGGAGCCCACACCGUGAGCUUGCGGAUCCGGAGGGACUGCAGCCAUUGGCCCAGCUGCUGCCCCAGCAGAGGGCAAGUAUUCCCUGAGGAGCGGCUGAAGUGGGAAACUGUGUCUGUGCCUCCCCCAGAGCUGCUGAGCCGCACCCACCCCCCAGUAUCCUGCAGGGCCAGCAAGGACGGCCCCCUUCACCGCAGGUCCAUCUCUCCCUGGAGCUAUGAGCUGGACAGGGACUUGAACCGGGUCCCCCAGGAUCUGUACCACGCCCGAUGCCUGUGCCCACACUGCGUCAGCCUACAGACGGGCUCCCACAUGGACCCACUGGGCAACUCAGUACCGCUGUACCACAACCAGACCGUCUUCUACCGGCGGCCGUGCCAUGGCGAGCAUGGUUCCCGUCACGGCUACUGUUUGGAGAGCAGGCUCUACCAAGUCUCCUUGGCUUGUGUGUGCGUGCGGCCCCGAGUCAUGGCCUAGUCGUGCUUGCCACCUGUCUGAGGCUGGUCCCUUGUUGGGAAACAGGGCCAGGAGUACGGUCACCUCGCGGCAGUGGGCCAGGGUACCUAAAUGCCCAAGCCCUCCAAAGCCCUUAUGUGAAGCACCAGGAUUGGGGACAAGAUGGAGGACUUGGGGAGAAACUGUGACUUUUGCACUUUUUGAAAGCACUUUUAGGAAGGGGAAGUUUCAGCUUGCGCUGCUGGAAGAUGCUGUCACGGCAUUUUCUCUCGGGAACUGUCUCCAGAGGCUUGCCAAGCCCUGGAAGCCAUACUCCCGGCGCCUCCUUUCCUCGGGAUCCCCCUGUUCAGCACAGGCACUUUCUCCAUAGUUCCCCAUUUGCCCUUUUGUUUGUGAAUACCAACUCUGCAUGCAGCUAGUGUGAUUACGUUGACAUGGUUAACUCUGAGGAGAAAGCUGUUAUUGAACGUGGAGAGAUUUAUCCAAA
Molecule: messenger RNA, 1151 nt
Organism: Meriones unguiculatus (Mongolian gerbil)
Lineage: Eukaryota; Metazoa; Chordata; Mammalia; Rodentia; Muridae
Gene: Il25
Product: interleukin 25
Exons: 3
Coding region: 203-685 (160 amino acids)
Cellular component (GO): extracellular region
Molecular function (GO): cytokine activity
Source: RefSeq, a predicted model, not a curated record